Molecule: messenger RNA, 750 nt
Organism: Danaus chrysippus (African queen)
Lineage: Eukaryota; Metazoa; Arthropoda; Insecta; Lepidoptera; Nymphalidae
Source: the annotation of a GenBank genome assembly
AUGGUGUACGGUAACUCACAUAGAUUUUUAUUACGUUCAAUUGGAAGUCAAGGCGUAGUAACAUUUGAAGAUGGUAUGAAGAUGUUCAAAUCUUUACCAGAUGAGUUGACAUCAGAAAGAAAACUAGUGUUUCUUUGCCUUGGUUAUGAUGAAACAACUAAAUUACAAAAUAUGUUUGCUCCAAAUAAGUUAGAUUAUUUUAGAAUUUUAAUGGAAGAAAUUGUUACCACUGAGAACAGGGAAAUCUCUGUAAUGCGAGCACUCAAUUUAGUUAGUAAAGUUAAACCAACUUUACAUAUAACAGAUGCUGAGGUACUACUAAAAACCUGGUAUAGAAUGCAUUAUUUGGAUUUAAACGGAACUAACUAUGCACUAGGUAUACGAGCCAUUCAUGAGUUCGAGAGAUACUUGAAAGACAACUUACCAGAUUAUGUUAAAAACUGUACUAUAUGCAAGCAAAUGGUUUUUAGGGGCAUUAAUUGUCCAGCAUGUGAUGAAACAAUUCACACUCGUUGUUUGAAUGUAUGUUUGGAUAGAGUAAGACAAUGGCCGUGCUGCAGAGCUGAAUACAGUGAGACUCAUCUAAGCCGACUUAAUAACUCGAGUCUAACGCAGACCCAGUUAUUGCAAAGCCAAACCCAAGGGAAUAGUAGUGCAGAACAAAUGGAUGUGUCAGAAAUACUUGAGAAUACUCAGCAAUUGAGUAUAUCUGCUCGAGGUAAAAAGCGUAAGCGAAUACCAAGUCAAUAA